AUGACCGAGGCUUGCGACUUCAUCAAACGGAUGCGCUCAUCAUUUUUUGAGCGGCCAGCAUCGUCCCUGUUCACAGAUGCAGAGGGGCGAACUUCGGAGACUGUUGCAUUUGGGAAUUUCUUGAAAAGCAUCGAUUUUGAGGAGCAGAUACGUUUGGCAUUGGUUGAGCGGCCAGAGCUGCCCAUAUACUUCGAAAACGCCAACCAUAUUGAACACUUACCAUCCUCUGAACAGGAGGCCAAGCGCAUCCCAGAGACAAUUGCAGCCCGGGAGACGAUGGCAGCGCCAAGUACUUCAGCAGUCCCGGAAGCAACUACCUCGAGAAAUGACAACCACAUUGAACACUCAUCAUUAACUGAGAAGGAGGUCGAGCAGACUCCAGAGACGAUUACAACCAGGGAGACGAUGGCCUUGGAGGCAGAUACUUCACCAAACGCUAACCGCAUUGAGCACUUACCAUUAGCAACGCCCGAGAUGACAACAUCAGAGACGGCAACCCUUGAGACGCACACUUCGAACAACGUCAUUCUAGUACAUUGCGAUGUAGGCGUCUCGCGCUCUGCAACUAUCAUGAUCGGUUAUCUCAUGCGGAAGCAUUGCAUACCUCUCUUUGACGCUCUGGCAAUGGUGAAGGAAAAGCGGAGGAUCAAGCCCAGUUCAAACUUUAUAGAGCAACUGAAGGUCUGGGAAGAUACGGGAUAUGAGGUCUAUGAGAAUGUUGAGACUAAGGCGCCAAAACUGCAGUAUCAGGAAUACUUGGACAGACGGGCGGAGAGGUUGAAGGAGAAGGGAUUAAUGGGCAAUGAACCUAUUGUGCCAUUGGCUUGGGAAGAUUUGGAUAUGAUGUCGAAGAGUGCAAGAAAAAAGCGUUCCCCAGAAUCAGAUGUUGAUACCCCCUGUUCGGAUUUAGCUAGUGCUGGCGACCAGGUGUGA
Messenger RNA from Aspergillus glaucus CBS 516.65, 933 nucleotides. Its product is annotated as dual specificity protein phosphatase family protein. The record is from RefSeq and is a predicted model, not a curated record. The transcript has 3 exons. The coding region runs from base 1 to 933 and encodes 310 amino acids. Gene Ontology annotation, biological process: protein dephosphorylation. Gene Ontology annotation, molecular function: protein tyrosine/serine/threonine phosphatase activity. Lineage: Eukaryota; Fungi; Ascomycota; Eurotiomycetes; Eurotiales; Aspergillaceae.